GUUUGUCGGAAUUGGAAGCUGAUAUUUGACAGCUGUCACUGCUUCCUUCUUUGUGUUUGGACCGUUAAAUACUUUUAUUUUUUGUUUAUGUGUGGUUAAAUUUGAGUGAUUACAGCGCUUGUUUAUUGCAGCAUAAACCAUGUCUCGGUACCGCAAAUGCGCAGUUAGAGGCUGUCAGGACAGUGUUUCAGUACGACAUAGAUUUCCAAACCCGACGAAAUUUAUGUAUGUUUUUGUGCAAUGGGUGGAUUGUAUUGACUUCACACUGGAAGACAUUAUGGUAACAACAGAUUUAGGAAGGAUGCUGUGCCAUCACUAAAUCUUCCUGAUCAACAAAUAUCCAACGCAACUGAUGAAAUUCUUGCACAGUAACUGUAUGAAACAUUAUAAAAUUGAUCAUGUAAUUUUUUUUUUUUUUGAUAGUGUAAAUUGUGUGGUUACAGGAAAACCAUCAACUUCCGCAUCAUAUCAACAGUUGGGAGAAGUUUGCUCAGUUACAACUUCACAACCAGGAAAUCUUGAUGUAACUACAGUAGAACCCAUUGAGGAGCAUUAUUUAGAAGCAAAAUAG
This is a messenger RNA of Acanthoscelides obtectus, 571 nucleotides long. The record is from the annotation of a GenBank genome assembly. Lineage: Eukaryota; Metazoa; Arthropoda; Insecta; Coleoptera; Chrysomelidae.